CUUUGUCAGUUCAGUCUGUUAACUAGUCCCUGCAUGGAAGUGGAAUUGCUAGGGAGACGAGGGAAUCCCACUAUAGUUUCGCCUCACUCCUGAUGAAUUUGUAUCGACGUUACCAAGCUUGGUUUGUCUGUCUCAGUCUGCCUGUUCCAUUCGCUGCGUCCACAAGCAUGGCUUGGAGUGAAGUAUAGCGCCACAUCAUCUCGGACUGUCAAGCCGUGUAGAAUACACAACUGAUGCUGUACAACAAACGGUGUAUUUUACAGAAGAAAUUCAUCAGAGGAACCAAGUAGGCCUAUAUUUCAUUGAUGAGGUGCGGGCUUUUUUCAGUUUGACUAUCCAGCAUUUUGGGUUGCCAUAAUAAAGACAUUGGUUGCGCUUGGAUUCGAAUAACGUUAGCCUAUUCACUUUUUGGCCGAAAACGAAAGGGAUUUACGUAGAAAUAUUUUGGUAUAUAUUUUGUUUAUGCAGGCAACCACCAAGUGACUUCGACAAUAUGGCAUUGAGCAGGACGCUUUUGCCAUCCAUAUCCACAUUUGCAAGCGGUCCGACUGUCAAGAAUAAAUCCAUGGGACAUGCGAAUUUGGUGAGUAUGGUAAAUUAUAUUAGCUAUUCAUAUCUCAACAGUCUAGCUAGCCUAAAUAGGACAUGCUGCAUGUUUUUAUUGGUAGGUCAGCUCAUAAUCGGUUUUAAUGUAACCUAUGUAUUUUCUUUGUAAAUUCCUUUGCUUGACCUUAUGUCAUUGCCGCACUCUAGAACACUGCACCUCUGUUGGGGCGUGCACCAGCAAGUAGAAUGUUCAGCGUGGCUACUGACUGAGUGGAUGGUAGCCUACUAUACGUGUUUAGAUUGCAGCAGUGGCAUCUUAUUGCUUUAUUAUAAGACAAUUGAUUUAGGUUGUUGACUUAUCUAUUGCCAAAUAUAUAAUGUGAAUAUAGAAUAGGCUACUGAAUGUGACUGUUUUAAGGAGCCGAGGUUUCUUGUGUUAUAGAAGCCUAAUAAACUACAACUAAUCUAUACAUGUCUGGGAUUACACACAAGAAUAUCUCCUGGCACAAUAUUUUCUCAGGUAGAAGAUACAUUUGACAAAGAACCACAGUUUUUAUAUUUCAGUUAGCUAGAGAGGGGGAAUCUACAGGUAGCCAUAUUUAACAUUUGGCAAUGACAUGUUAUGACCAAAGACUAGUCUCAAUGAUUUAGCCAUAGAGAUCAUAUUACAAUAUUCUAAUUCCUAAUUCUAUGGCCAUUCAGAGUUAUGUUAAUUGAAUGACUAUGACCACAGGUGUCUUUCAGUCCUUGUGCUGUGUAGUAAUGCCUUUCUCUUGCCUUCUCUAGAGAUGGAAGGAGGAUAUCUCCACUGGCAUGACCAAGAGAGAGCCUGAAGACCUGGACCUACUAGACUACGACUUUAUCCUGUCCAACACUAUGCUGCAACAGCAGGCUGAGGCCAUGGCAGCAAGUGGGUCCCAGAACCUGUCCCCUUCCCCAGGCUCCUACUCCUCCUACCAGCUCCCCUCUCCCCAGGACUCUGCCCACAGUGACAUGCUGUACACCAUCCCUGACAUCAGCGACGUGUCCCCCUCUGGGGGGUUCGUGGCCGAGCUGAUGAGGCCUGAACUGGAUCCGGCAUACCUCCACCCCACCAGCCUGCAUGGCAAGUUUGUGGUGAAGACCACCAUGGAUAUGGCAGAGUACGGCCACAGCAUUAAUAUGAUUAGUAAGGCCGGUGUUGGUGUCGGUGCUGCCACGGACCACUCCUCCUCAUUGCCGUUUGUUUGCCAUAUGAUAAAGCAGGAGAACCCCAGCAUGUGCACCAUCACCCAACCCAUGGACCUCCACCUUGGGGGGGUGAACUCACACUCCCAGCCCAGGUCUGGACAGAGGCCCCACCUCGACCCCCACGGUUUCCCCCCAGGGGGGCGUCCUAUGACAGCCAGCCGAUCAGCCUCAUCUCUGUCCCCGGACCACACACUGGCCAGGGACCACCACCCUUCCAGCCAGGUGUUAUCCCACCCCCAGGUCCCUCUGCCUGGCCAGGGAUACCACCACAACUCUCCGACAGGCUACUCCCCCUUCCCUCAACAGCCUGGGUCUCUACAGUACCAAGGUCAGUACAACUUCAAUCUAAGUGUUUUUGACCAACAGCCUUUUUUUCACAUUCCUCAUUUGCUGGUGCCUGAUGUUGAGGUAAACUCUGAGGGGAUGAUGCUGAAGCUCAUCACUCCACCCUCUCCACCCCGUCUAGAGCUCAUGUCCCCCGGCGGAGAAUGUCUACCGGAGGAGCCCAAACCCAAACGCGGCCGGCGCUCCUGGCCCAGGAAGAGAAUCGCCACACACACGUGUGACUACGCCGGCUGUGGGAAAACAUACACCAAGAGCUCCCACCUCAAGGCACAUCACCGAACCCACACAGGUUGGUACACAUGUUGGUUGUCUCAUUGUUAAAACGCCGUUUCAAACGGUUCUAUGAUGUCAGAAGAACUUUAGGAGGCACUCUCUCUUUUUUCUCUCUCUUUUUGUGAGACUUUAUUUAGGGCAUAGUUAGCCUUCAUCAAUCUUUCAACCAGUUGGGUCGUUUUUCAUUCCCAUGUCCUUCUUAAUUAUGGGGGACAGCAUUCAUUACUGUAGUUUAUGGUUUAUUAUGGGAUGGUAGGCCUUUCUUGAUUCACAACGGGAAACUUUGACAUGGAGUUUUAAAUCGGAUAAAUAUGAACAGUACUUUUCCUUGUUUAUUCAUUUAGUAAUGAUUUGGUAUGCAGACCAGUCUGUUGCAAGGGAGACGUAGAUUUAAUGGCUGGAAUAAUCCAUUUAAUUGAUUGUAAUGGAACAAUUUGUAAUAGGCAGCAACGUGACCUUUUGCUACAUUAUGAGAGGAGGAUUUUAUUUACAUUUUUUUCUCUAGUAAUUCCAGUUAAUUUCCCUCAGCUGUACACUCUAUGUUGACCUAUAACUAGUACCUUCCCUGCUACCCCAAGAUGCUUGCCCCUGGCAUAACGGCUGUUGUAUUGCCAGCAGUAGAGAGAGAGAGAGAGCGAGAGAGAGAGAGAGAGAGAGAGAGAGAGAGAGGAGAGAGAUGAUGGAGAGAGAGAGAGAUGAGAGAGAGAGAUGGCGAGAGAGAGAUUCUGCGAUGAGCAGAAGCUUGAGAUAGAGGUCGACGAUCUCUCUCGAUGAGCUCUCGAUCUCUCUCUCUCUCUAGACGAGAUCUCUCUAUCGCUAUCUCUCUCUCUCCCGCUAGAUCGUCUCGCUCUCUCAGAGAGAGAGGAAGCAGACCCAGUUGGCAGGUGUCAUGAACAGACAACAGCAGCUAGCAGCAGGUUGAUACUGAUCCUGUUCAAAUACAACCGCAGGUUGAUUCGUUUACAAUUAAUGCACUGCAGGACAGGACCGACCUCUUUCUGUGGUGAGGAGAGUUUGGUCUGUUUUCACUCUAGGGUGAACAAACUAAAUUCUAACUGCCUUGCUUCUCUCUCUCUCUCUCUCUCUCUCUCUCUGUGUGUGUCUAUGUAUGUGUGUUGUGUCAUUAAUAGGAGAGAAGCCUUAUUGCUGUGACUGGGAGGGCUGCGGCUGGAAGUUUGCCCGUUCGGACGAGCUCACGCGGCACUACAGGAAACACACCGGGCAUCGCCCCUUCCAGUGUGCCAAGUGUGACAGGGCCUUCUCAAGGUCCGACCACCUGGCUCUACACAUGAAGAGACACCUAUGA
Molecule: messenger RNA, 3700 nt
Organism: Coregonus sp. 'balchen'
Lineage: Eukaryota; Metazoa; Chordata; Actinopteri; Salmoniformes; Salmonidae
Source: the annotation of a GenBank genome assembly